Messenger RNA from Chrysochloris asiatica (Cape golden mole), 3448 nucleotides. RefSeq names its product insulin-degrading enzyme (gene IDE). NCBI's taxonomy places the organism in Eukaryota, Metazoa, Chordata, Mammalia, Afrosoricida, Chrysochloridae. The transcript has 25 exons. The record is from RefSeq and is a predicted model, not a curated record. Gene Ontology annotation, cellular component: peroxisomal matrix; mitochondrion; cytosol. Gene Ontology annotation, biological process: peptide catabolic process. Bases 58 to 3117 code for a protein of 1019 amino acids. Gene Ontology annotation, molecular function: metal ion binding; metalloendopeptidase activity.
CCGGCUCCCGGCACUAGAAGGAAGCAAGCGCGGUGAUCCUGGCGUCUGCGCUGGGGUAUGCGGUACUGCCUAGCGUGGCUGCUCCACACUACCCUGCCCGGCACCUUCCGCUCGGUCCUCAGCGCCCACCUGUCGUCUCCGGAGCGCCUCUGUAGUUUCCAAAACAGGACUUACAGCAAAAUGAAUAAUCCAGCUAUCAAAAGAAUAGGAAAUCACAUUAUCAAAUCUCCUGAAGACAAGCGUGAAUACCGUGGGCUAGAGCUGUCCAAUGGCAUCAGAGUCCUUCUCAUCAGUGAUCCCACCACGGAUAAGUCAUCAGCAGCACUUGAUGUACACAUAGGUUCAUUUUCGGAUCCUCCAAAUAUUGCUGGCUUAAGUCAUUUUUGUGAACAUAUGCUGUUUUUGGGAACAAAGAAAUACCCUAAGGAAAAUGAAUACAGCCAGUUUCUGAGUGAGCACGCAGGAAGUUCAAAUGCCUUUACUAGUGGAGAGCAUACUAAUUACUAUUUUGAUGUUUCCCAUGAGCACCUAGAAGGUGCCUUGGACAGGUUUGCACAGUUUUUCCUGUGCCCCUUGUUUGAUGAGAGUUGCAAAGACAGAGAGGUGAAUGCAGUUGAUUCAGAACAUGAGAAGAAUGUGAUGAAUGAUUCCUGGAGACUCUUUCAGUUGGAAAAAGCUACAGGGAAUCCCAAACACCCCUUCAGCAAAUUUGGGACAGGUAAUAAAUAUACUCUAGAGACUAGACCAAACCAAGAAGGCAUUGAUGUAAGACAAGAGUUACUGAAAUUUCAUUCUACUUAUUAUUCAUCCAACUUAAUGGCUAUUUGUGUUUUGGGUCGAGAAUCCUUGGAUGACUUGACUAAUCUGGUAGUAAAGUUGUUUUCUGAAGUUGAGAACAAAAAUGUCCCAUUGCCAGAAUUUCCUGAACACCCUUUCCAAGAAGAGCAUCUUAAACAACUUUAUAAAAUAGUACCCAUUAAGGAUAUUAGGAGUCUUUAUGUGACAUUUCCCAUACCUGAUCUUCAGAAAUACUACAAAUCAAAUCCUGGCCAUUAUCUUGGUCAUCUCAUUGGGCAUGAGGGCCCUGGAAGUCUAUUAUCUGAACUGAAAUCAAAGGGCUGGGUAGACACUCUUGUUGGUGGACAAAAGGAAGGAGCCCGAGGUUUUAUGUUUUUUAUCAUUAAUGUGGACUUGACUGAGGAAGGAUUAUUACAUGUUGAAGAUAUAAUUUUGCACAUAUUUCAAUACAUUCAGAAGUUACGUGCAGAAGGACCUCAAGAAUGGGUUUUCCAAGAGUGCAAGGACUUGAAUGCUGUUGCGUUUCGAUUUAAAGAUAAAGAAAGGCCCCGGGACUAUACAUCUAAGAUAGCAGGAAUAUUGCAUCUGUAUCCUCUAGAGGAAGUGCUCACAGCUGAAUGUUUGCUGGAAGAAUUUCGUCCUGAUUUAAUAGAGAUGGUUCUUGAUAAGCUCAUCCCAGACAAUGUUCGGGUUGCAGUCAUUUCCAAAUCUUUUGAAGGAAAAACUGAUCGCACAGAAGAGUGGUAUGGAACCCAGUAUAAACAGGAAGCAAUACCAGACAAAGUCAUUAAGAAAUGGCAAAAUGCUGAGCUGAAUGGGAAAUUUAAACUUCCAACAAAGAAUGAAUUUAUUCCUAUGAAUUUUGAAAUUUUGUCACUAGAAAAAGAAGCAACACAAUACCCGGCUCUUAUUAAGGACACAGCUAUGAGCAAACUCUGGUUCAAACAAGAUGAUAAGUUUUUCUUGCCAAAAGCUUGUCUCAACUUUGAAUUUUUCAGCCCAUUUGCUUAUGUGGACCCCUUGCAUUGUAACAUGGCCUAUUUGUACCUUGAGCUCCUCAAAGACUCACUCAACGAGUAUGCAUAUGCAGCCGAGCUAGCAGACUUGAGCUAUGACCUCCAAAAUACCAUCUAUGGGAUGUAUCUCUCAGUGAAAGGUUACAAUGACAAGCAACCAAUUUUGCUAAAGAAGAUUAUCGAGAAAAUGGCUACCUUUGAAAUUGAUGAAAAAAGAUUUGAAAUUAUCAAAGAGGCAUAUAUGCGAUCUCUUAACAAUUUUCGGGCUGAACAGCCUCACCAGCACGCCAUGUACUACCUCCGCUUGCUGAUGACUGAAGUAGCGUGGACUAAAGAUGAGUUAAAGGAAGCCCUGGACGAUGUCACCCUCCCUCGCCUGAAAGCCUUCAUACCUCAGCUUCUUUCCCGGUUGCACAUUGAAGCCCUGCUCCAUGGAAACAUAACCAAGCAGGCUGCAUUAGGGAUUAUGCAGAUGGUUGAAGAUACCCUUAUUGAGCAUGCUCAUACCAAGCCUCUCCUUCCAAGUCAGCUGGUUCGGUAUAGAGAAGUUCAGCUCCCUGACAGAGGAUGGUUUGUUUAUCAGCAAAGGAAUGAAAUUCAUAAUAAUUGUGGCAUCGAGAUAUAUUACCAAACAGACAUGCAGAGCACCGCAGAGAACAUGUUUUUGGAGCUCUUCUGUCAGAUCAUCUCUGAACCUUGCUUCAACACCCUGCGUACCAAGGAGCAGCUGGGCUAUAUUGUCUUCAGCGGACCACGUCGAGCCAAUGGCAUACAGGGCUUGCGAUUCAUCAUCCAAUCUGAAAAGCCACCUCACUACCUAGAAAGCAGAGUGGAAGCUUUCUUAAUUACCAUGGAAAAAGCCAUAGAAAACAUGACAGAAGAGGCCUUCCAAAAACACAUUCAAGCGUUAGCAAUUUGCCGACUAGACAAACCAAAGAAACUGUCUGCAGAAUGUGCUAAAUACUGGGGAGAAAUCAUCUCCCAGCAAUACAAUUUUGAUAGAGAUAAUACAGAAGUUGCAUAUUUAAAGACACUGACUAAGGAAGAUAUUAUCAAAUUCUACAAGGAAAUGCUGGCACUAGAUGCCCCAAGGAGACAUAAGGUGUCUGUCCAUGUUCUUGCCAGGGAAAUGGAUUCUUGUCCUGUUGUUGGAGAGUUCCCAUGUCAAAAUGAUGUAAAUUUGGCACAAGCCCCAGCCUUGCCACAACCUGAAGUGAUUCAAAACAUGACUGAGUUCAAGCGUGGCUUACCACUAUUUCCCCUUGUGAAACCACAUAUCAACUUCAUGACUGCAAAACUCUGAAGAUUCCCCAUGGGUGACAAUGCAAAUGGAUGCAUUCCUGAGUCUUCCAGGGCCUAGGAAACCAAUCUUGGCCACUUUAGUCGUUUCUUGAGCGACAAACAGAAAAAAAAAAGUCAUUAUGUAGAAAUAUUAAAAAUCCAAAAUAACUAUAUUACAGAAUCUUGUAGAUGUAGAAUAUUUUUUAAAUACAUGCCUCUUAUUUAAUUUUUUUUCUUUUCAUUACUAAAAGAAAUUGCCCUUACAUAACCAUGCUUAAGAUGAUGAUGAUGUGCCUGUAGACUCUUUUUAUUCCCUAUUCUGUAAAAUAGUCACUUGUGAGAAAAAAAGUUAG